Molecule: messenger RNA, 1011 nt
Organism: Patiria miniata (bat star)
Lineage: Eukaryota; Metazoa; Echinodermata; Asteroidea; Valvatida; Asterinidae
Product: histamine N-methyltransferase-like
Exons: 4
Coding region: 1-1011 (336 amino acids)
Source: RefSeq, a predicted model, not a curated record
AUGGAAUCGAAGCACCUGCCUUCUGUCUUCCAAGACAAGCACCGCUUUGAAGCGUCCUUUAAAAUAUACGCCGUCAAAAUCGACAUGUUAGGUGUCUACUCUAAAUGGGUGGACAGAGUUUUUGACGAAGCGGUGGUGCGUGUGAUCCAGGCCAAACUAGACGGGAAAGAAGAGCUCCGGGUCCUGGGAGUGGGCAGCGGAGCUGGUGAGCCAGACUAUAUGAUGUUGGAGAAAGUCAUGAAGCGAUUCCCACGCAUCAUCAACCGUGUAGUUGAGCCCACUACGGUAUUCCUAGACCAGUACAGGGCAUUGGCUCAAUCCAAGGCCCACAAACUACAAGGUGUAAUGUGUGACUGGCGGCAGCAGACGAUCGAGCAAUACGAAAAGGCGGGAGAUUUGACCAAGUUUCAUUUCAUCAGUGCGGUGCAGAGCUUAUAUUACGUCGACAACCCGGAGAGCACGUUGAUGUACAUGUACGAGCGCUUAGAGCCUGGUGGGGUCAUGUUGGUAGCAAUCAUAUCAGAGGACAGCGGAUGGAUGCGCUUUUGGAAUCACUUUCCUUCUCUUCAUGACCAAUUAUUUGCCGGUGUCGAUUCCGCCAUCCUUAAAAGCUGGCUGGACCGCCGAGGCAUCCCAUACACCCGGUACAACCAGCCCACUCACUGCGACAUCACCGUUUGCUUCGACCAAUCCUCAGAAGAAGGCAGCCUGCUGCUGGAUUCCCUCACCCAAGUCUUGAAUUUCAGGAAGACGGUGCCUGAAGAUCUCCAGACGUCGGUGAUGAAUUAUCUUGCCAAUGGCAAGAAGGAUGGAGGCAGAGUAUUCAUUGAAGCUUGCUGGGAGGUUAUUGUUGUAAGCAAACCUAGGCAACCAUUCGGCCUCCUUGAGCCUCCAACGGCGACCUGGCCAGUUUUAUGGUCGCACAAGGGAGGCCCAAAGGUCGCAGACCUAUGUAAAAGGGGGUCUAAGGACGCCCAACACUCGGAUGCUGCUGAUUUUGUUUGCGGUUGA